CUAUAAAACACACAUGAAUAUCAGUGAACUGUCAAAUGGAAGACUGUGACCAGACUCCGAUCAUGAAAACAUUAGAGGCUGCCAUGACAAAUAAUUGGCAAUUGUGUGGUGGCCAUCGGACCUCACAUGUUCCUGGUGGCAACUUGUAAUCGUCUAAUCAGUGGUGACAGCGGCAUCUAGGGGGUUAAAAUACUGUCAUUGGCUCAUAUCAAGACAAGCAAUACAAGUCUACGGAGGAGGGAGCUCAAGACAAGCAAUACAAGUCUAUGUAGGAGGGAGCUCAAGACAAGCAAUACAAGUCUAUGGAGGGGGGAGGAGGGAGCUCAAGACAAGCAAUACAAAUCUAUGGAGGAGGGAGCUCAAGACAAGCAAUACAAGUCUAUGGAGGGGGAGGGGGGAGGACGGAGCUCAAGACAAGCAAUACCAGUCUAUGGUGGGGGAAGCUCAAGACAAGCAAUACAAGUCUAUGGAGAGGGAAGAAAGGGAGCUCAAGACAGGCAAUACAAGUCUAUGGAGGGGGGGGGGAGAAGGGAGCUCAUGACAAGCAAUACAAGUCUGUGGAGAGGGAAGAAAGGGAGCUCAAGAUAAGCAAUACAAAUCUAUGGAGAGGGGAGGAGGGAGCUCAAGACAAGCAAUACAAGUCUAUAGUGGGGAGGAGCUCAAGACAAGCAAUACAGGUCUAUGGUGGGGGAGCUCAAGACAAGCAAUACAAGUCUAUGGAGAGGGAAGAAAGGGUGCUUAAGAAGGAAAAAAUGACUAAAACAAGCCUAUGGAGAGGGGAGGAGGGAGCUCAAGACAAGCAAUAUAAGUCUUUGGAGGGGGAGGAAGGAGCUCAAGACAAGCAAUACAAGUCUAUGGAGAGGGAAGAAAGGGAGCUCAAGACAGGCAAUACAAGUCUAUGGAGGGGGAGAAGGGAGCUCAAGACAAGCUAUAUAAGUCUAUGGAGAGGAAAAAAAGGGAGCUCAAGACGGACUAAUACAAGCCUAUGGAGGGAGGAAGAGGGAGCUCAAGACAAACAAUACAAGUCUAUAGUGGGGGGAACUCAAGACAAGCAAUACAGGUCUAUGGUGGGGGAGCUCAAGACAAGCGAUGCAAGUCUAUGGAGAGGGAAGAAAGGGAGCUCAAUACGGACUAAUACAAGCCUAUGGAGGGAGGAGGAGAAAGCUCAAGACAAGCAAUACAAGUCUAUGGAGGGUGGAGGAAGGAGCUCAAGGCAAGCAAUACAAGUCUAUGGAAGGUGGAGGAAGGAGCUCAAGACAAGCAAUACAAGUCUAUCGAGGAGGGAGCUUCACCCACUAGCUCUGAGAGAACUGCAAAUUAUUGGUGAAGCAUGCUUAGUAGAAAUCUGCUGAAAAAUACCAUAUACAAGUUAUAUAAUGGACAAAAAUAGUGCUGCUCCUUAUGUACACACAGGUUAGCAUAUUCUGAAAAGUAAUCUGAAAUCACAGCUUUAAAUUCAAUAUUCCGAUUCAGUAGAAAAUCAAAUACAACACACCGA
Molecule: messenger RNA, 1498 nt
Organism: Hyla sarda
Lineage: Eukaryota; Metazoa; Chordata; Amphibia; Anura; Hylidae
Exons: 2
Coding region: 303-1352 (349 amino acids)
Source: RefSeq, a predicted model, not a curated record